Sphaeroforma arctica JP610 is the source of this 2710-nucleotide messenger RNA. RefSeq lists its product as hypothetical. The transcript has a single exon. NCBI's taxonomy places the organism in Eukaryota, Ichthyosporea, Ichthyophonida. The record is from RefSeq and is a predicted model, not a curated record. Gene Ontology annotation, biological process: rRNA base methylation. Gene Ontology annotation, cellular component: nucleus. Bases 138 to 2639 code for a protein of 833 amino acids. Gene Ontology annotation, molecular function: 23S rRNA (adenine(1618)-N(6))-methyltransferase activity.
UAUAAAUACAAAUAUAUAUAUAUAUAUAUAUAUACAUAUAAAUAACUAUAUACUCCCACUUUCGAUUACACAUGAAUAUCUAUAUAAACUUAAUUUAUAUAUAUUAUUAUAACUAGGUAUUAUCUCCAGGACUGUGCAUGCUGUCUAGUAGUAUACAGCAGCUAAAUAUGACUUUCACGAAUAGGGACAAAUAUGCGCGAGGUGGCGCUCCACUUAACCAACACAUGCACCCGCGCAAUCAGUUCAGGUACACGCCACCUGAUUUUGAAGCCUUAGCUACCCAAUGGCCAGCGCUAAAGGCACACCUUGUGCCUGUGAAUAGGGGUUGCGUGGGUAAGAGUGAUCGAAAUGAUAACACGCUCUCGCAGUCACAGAUAAGUAGCGAGAUGUGGAAUCAAUUGAACGGUGUAGAGGAAGAUCGGACAGAUAACACGCUCUUGCAAGUGAAUAAUGAGGAGAAGAGCCAAGGUGAGGCUGUAGAUGUGCACGACACACAAGAUCGUAUGGAAGCGACCGGGUCUGCCGCAUGCGGCAAUGUACAGGAAGCAGCGGCACAUAGUGGCGAGUUUUACAUGGAUGAACUAGUUGGACAACCCAGUUCAGUACACAGAUUUACUCUGGACUUCAAGGACGAUGUAGCUGUGCGUGAAUUGCUGUAUGCGUUGUUGCACGUGCACUAUGGACUUAAGCUUAGCAUGCCUCUGGAUCGACUAGUGCCCACUGUGACGUCUCGGGAAAACUACAUCCACUGGGUUGCCGAUCUGAUUGAGCACGCCCAGUACUCACACAGCAUACACACCUGCGAUAGCAUUGUGGACAGGCCGUUGAAUCUGUGUGAGAGAGAAGCCUCGGCCAUCAAUAGAAAUGCACAGACCCACAAUGAUUUCACAUUGAAUAAGAUACAAACAGCAUCUCACAAUAGUUUGCAAGACGGCAAGCAAGCAGAGAGCAACCUCUAUCGUAAGCGUAAGCACAGGGACGGGAUUGGCAAUUGCGUGGAAACUACAGAUAGUAGCUCAGGUACAGUUUCAGAGUCAACUGCAGCCACUGGCUCAAACUCGGAUGCAAAGCAACUUCGUCAGUUUGUACUAGGCUUUGAUGUUGGUGUGGGUGCAUCGUGUAUCUACCCGUUGCUAGGCAACACACUGUACGGCUGGCACUUCGAAGGGUCGGACAUCAACGCUGCGUCUCUCCAAUACGCUUGCGACAACGUGAGUCGGAACAACCUCAACGACUUUAUAAAGUUAGUACACGUAGGUGAUGCUGAGCGAGUUCUAUGUGGUGUACUCGAUUCGCGAUACGUGUAUGGCUUUGUCAUGUGCAACCCCCCAUUCUUUGCAGAUGCGCACGAAGCUCAAACAGGUGGUGUUGCUAAGCAACGCCUACCACACGCCGUGUGUACGGGCGCAGAGAAUGAGAUGCAGACAGAUGGAGGGGAGUUGGGGUUUGUGUCCAAGAUGAUCGAGGACAGUAUGCGUGUGGGCGGGCGUGUGAGAUGGUACACAUCGAUGGUAGGUAAGAAGUCGUCGCUCAACCCGUUGCUGAGCAAGCUCAAGAGCCUGGGUGUCCAGAGAAUCAAACACACCGUCUUCAACCAGGGUCGCACAGUGCGCUGGGGCAUUGCGUGGUCACUGGUGCCAGAUGUCGGCCAAGGCGGGUCCGUAUUCGCAGGAGAGCACCCGCGUGCGUGCAUGAGUAGGUGCCCAUGUGCGUGUGUGUGUAGGUACACUACAGUACCUUCACAACCUCAGGCGGGGUCCGCGUCUAAUGUGCUGACAGAGUCACAUAAGCAAACGAGACACGAGGUGCGACCAAUGGCACGCCAAGAAGGAUAUACAACGGAGGAAGGGCGGCUUGGCCCGUACACCCAAAAUCUUGCACAAGGCCUGAAACGCACCCCAGAGUCACCUGCACCUCUGCACAGAACGACCUCAGUGACUCCGUGUGCACGAGUAUACACCAUAGCGCUGCAUUGUGAGAAACCAUCCCCUUAUAUCCGAACAUCGGAACAAAGCAAAGGCGAAGGCUCUAAGGUGGAGCGAAUGUAUCGGACAUUGGUUUACGAGUGUGUUAUGGAGACUCUGCUUGACUUUGAGGUGAGUGUGCAGGUCCAAACACACGAGGAGCUGCAAGACAAGAUCGAGUGGUGUGCGUACCGGAACACAUGGUCGAGGAAAUACCGAAGGGACAAGAGCAGACGUUUGCAGGCGGCUGUCGUUAGCACACAGGGUUUAGUGACCCAAGAUAGACGUAUGGACUCGACACCCAGUCUGCGUAUAGGACAGGCUGAGCCCCAUAAAUCUUCAGCUGACCUUACAGGUGCAAAGAAGUCCCACAGGGGUGGAGAGUACGGGACGGCCGAUAAUGCGCUUGAUCCUAUAUUCAAGGUGGCCACUACGAUACUGCCAAUAUGCGACUGCGUGCUGCAGUUGACGCGAGCAGAGUAUGGCGAUAGGCUGGCAAGGGACACGAGAGAAAGCUUGUGCAGGUGCGCGCCUGAUCAACAACGGGAUGUGCGGGUGGCCUGUGCAAUGCAGGGUGGUGAUGAACUGAUGUGGAAGGCGCUUCUGGUGCAUUUCCAGCGGGGUUUGUUGCUCAGGCACGAGCGCAAAUGUAUCGCCGAGAUCGCCCAAGCGUGAGCUCCGCGCUCGAUAGAAAUUGUCGCUGCUGUGCAUUGUACGUGACUAAAAUAAAUAGUGUAUCUUAGCAA